This is a messenger RNA of Cylicocyclus nassatus, 756 nucleotides long. The record is from the annotation of a GenBank genome assembly. NCBI's taxonomy places the organism in Eukaryota, Metazoa, Nematoda, Chromadorea, Rhabditida, Strongylidae.
CUGCUAGGCGAAACGAUGUUGAGCAAAUGGCUUGUUCGCAUUCUAACGCUGUUCGCAAUACAGGCAGCUUUUGCGAAUUAUUGUUUCUUUCACAGAGGCCAGACUGUUAUUACUGAGGAGAAGGCAACGACCUGCCUGUUGACGGCGUCAUAUAGAGAAGCAGCCUGUACGGAGCCGGAAAAUAUCACUCAAACGGGGAUAUCGGAUCGAAGGAAAGGACUGCCCUUAUGUGGAGUUUAUUGGUUCAAUAAUGGAUUUCAUGUCGUAUGUUUGUGUGAUCAAAGCCUCUGCAACACCGCGAAGAAUGCGAUAAAAAUCAUUGAGAAAUCACUCAAAAACUUCACAAAAGCCGAAAAAAAGUUCAGAAGAUUCCUGAAGUUAACAGGCACACCAGAAUUGAUUUCUUCGUCCGCGAACACAACACGAAACCGGGAGCUUUUAGAAUGUUUACUCAGACAUCUCAAAAGAAAUGAACCUGUCAUGAUAAAUGGUGGCUUGAGAGGGCUGCUGUUCAUUGCAGCCACUGGUGUAUUCGCUGUCUGCUGUGUCAUACCUCCACCAGUGUUUAGACGUCAAAAAUCUAAAAUGAUGGACAACGAUACGUCAGAAAAACAUCAGUCCGCGCAACGUGCUGCACUUUCACAAGAGGACAAGAACGAGAAAUAGGAUACUUUGUCAAUGUUCAUUCUUUCAGAACAAAAAUGACCUUGAAUCAAGCUAUAAAAUGCAGCUUUUUUUAGAGGUUUUAGAGAUGAA